UGAGCAGGUCAGUUACUUGGGCGUAGCCAUGUGGAACGGUGCACUGAUCGCGAUCGUGGUGUUAAUGGUGGUGUACUGUAUUUGGGACGUCCGUAAGCCAAAGAAGUUUCCACCCGGCCCACAUUGGCUUCCAUUUAUAGGUAGUGGAUUGGUGAUGCUAAAGCUAGUCCGUUCCCUUCAAUACUUUCAUCUGAUGUGGCUGGAACUCUGCCAGCAAUACGGUUCGAUUGUUGGUGUUCGAUUCGGGCAAGAUCGGAUAAUCGUUGUCUCGGGACGUGAAGCAAUCCGUGCGAUGUACGCAAAGGAACAGUUUGAUGGCCGUCCGGAUGGAUACUUCUUUCGGAUGCGUUCAUUCGGUCAGCGCCUAGGAGUGGCCCUGACCGAUGGUCCAAACUGGGAGAUACAGCGUAAGUUUGCUGUUCGUACGAUGAAACAACUCGGCAUGGGCAGAAACGAAUUUCAGCGCGUGAUUGAGCGAGAAGUGCAAGAGUUGGUCCACAACUUUCGGAAACGGGCGAACGCUGGUGAAACAUUUCCCAUGAGCGGUUCCAUGGAUGUGGCGUUGCUGAAUGUGCUUUGGGUGUUGCUGGCGGGUCAGCGGUUCGAGCUGGAGAACGAGCGAUUGGGCUGGCUUGCAGAUACAAUUCACCAAACGUUUCAUGUGAUCGAUGUGUCUGGGGGAACGUUGAACCGGUUCCCUUGGUUGCGGUUUGUAUGUCCGGAAAGUUCCGGGUACGGUCCGAUGUUGCGAUUAUUAAAGCCUCUUUGGGGGUUUCUUGAGGAAACGAUUGAAGCGAUCAGGAAGAAUCCUCACUGUCCCAAUCGACGUGACAGUCUCAUCUCGGCGUUCUUGGUGGAGAUGUCUCGUGCGGAGCAUCACAACUCGUUCACCGAUUCGCAGCUCGUCAGCGUAUGUCUCGAUCUGUUUCAGGCUAGCAUUGAAACGAUCAGCAGUGUGAUUGGAUUCGCGUUCCUCUACAUGUUGCACCACCCGGAUGUGAUGCGUAAGGUGCAGCAGGAACUGAAUUUUGUCGUUGGACCUGACCGUUUACCAACGGCUAACGAUCGACCACAGCUACCGUACACCGAGUCCGUAAUACUGGAAGUAGAACGUAUUGCGACCGUUGUUCCGGGUGGACUAGUACAUCGGGCCAUGGAAGAUGUGGAACUGUGCGGAUAUCUUAUACCAAAGGAUGCGAUUGUGUUGCCGCUACUGUACUCUCUUCAGAUGGAUCCGAAAUAUUGGACCGAUCCAAACGUUUUCCGACCGGAGCGAUUCCUCAGCGAGGAAGGAGAUCGUGUGGUGCAGCAUGAUCUUUUCAUACCCUUUGGAGCGGGUCGACGACGUUGUCUCGGGGAAGCACUAGCUAAGCCGGCUGUAUUUCUCUUUUUUAGUGCGAUUCUGCACAGCUUUGCGAUUGAAUGUGCAGACAAGGAACUACCAUCGUUGAGUGGAGUCGAUGGUAUAACGUUGUCCCCUCAACCGUUCACACUAAGGUUAUCGGAUCGGGUGUGUAGGUAG
Anopheles maculipalpis is the source of this 1522-nucleotide messenger RNA. Its product is annotated as methyl farnesoate epoxidase-like. Gene Ontology annotation, molecular function: heme binding; oxidoreductase activity, acting on paired donors, with incorporation or reduction of molecular oxygen, reduced flavin or flavoprotein as one donor, and incorporation of one atom of oxygen; iron ion binding. Bases 29 to 1522 code for a protein of 497 amino acids. The transcript is spliced from 3 exons. Gene Ontology annotation, cellular component: cytoplasm; intracellular membrane-bounded organelle. The record is from RefSeq and is a predicted model, not a curated record. Lineage: Eukaryota; Metazoa; Arthropoda; Insecta; Diptera; Culicidae. Gene Ontology annotation, biological process: xenobiotic metabolic process.